Drosophila pseudoobscura is the source of this 2377-nucleotide messenger RNA. RefSeq names its product sperm-associated antigen 4 (gene spag4). Bases 125 to 2089 code for a protein of 654 amino acids. The transcript is spliced from 6 exons. Gene Ontology annotation, molecular function: protein-membrane adaptor activity. NCBI's taxonomy places the organism in Eukaryota, Metazoa, Arthropoda, Insecta, Diptera, Drosophilidae. Gene Ontology annotation, cellular component: meiotic nuclear membrane microtubule tethering complex; nuclear envelope. The record is from RefSeq and is a predicted model, not a curated record.
CAAUAUCAGUCGAAAUUUACUUCACUGCUGCGCCACUGGUUAUCGUCUAUAGAUUAAACGAAAACAAGAUUUGAAUAAAACCCAGAGUCCUAUCUUGGAACUUCAUAAAUUUGCUUCAAAACCAAUGGACGGCACUCAGAGAACCAGCACUAGGCUAUUUUGCCUUAGCAGUUUGCUAUCUUUUAGUCUCGUCUCGGCAUUUUUCUUUUAUCUAAUGUCUGGCCGGACCUCAAACGUAUCUGACAUCUCUGUGCUACGCGAUGAAGUGAAUCAGCUAUCGAAACUGGUGCGCGGCUCCCCCACAGCCGUUGGAGCUUUCGACAGUUCCAAGGAUGCCCCUGGGCCACCUGGUAGUUCGCACUUCGUUCCAAAAGAACCUGGCGCCGAAGUGGCCAAAUGGACUUCCGAACUUGCACGCAAGGUUGACGUCCUCAUGGACGAUGUGAGACAGCUAAAGGAGAAUUGCUUUAAAAUGAUGUCAAUGCCAAUUCGGAAUUCAAUGCAAUUUCCAAACGUAUUAAAAAAUACACUUUUAAUGCAAAAUCCAAAUUUGGUCCAAAGCCCAAAUGGAAAUCAAAAUGGAAUCCACGACGCAACUGCAAUCAAACAACAAAAUUCAAGCCGAGAUCUAAAUUCAGUUAACAAUCAAAAUUUAAGCCACGAUCGAAAUUCCCACAAGGAUUCAAGCCAAUAUCCAAAUUCGAAUCAAGAUCCAAAUUUCUAUAAGGAUCAAUAUUAUAAGCAAGAUGCAUAUCCAAACGAACAAUCAUAUUCAGACCAACAUCGAUAUUCAAAGCAAGAUUCAUAUGCAAACGAAGGUGUAUAUUCAAACCAAGAUCCAUAUUUAGACCAACAUCGAUAUAAAAACGAAGGUCCAUACUCAAACCAACACAAUUACCAUACCGAGAGUCUCCCAGUGGGCUAUAAUCGUUUGAACUUCGCCUCAGACGAGCUGGGGGCCAGUAUUGUCUCGGUCGAGGCCAGCCCCAUUGGCCACAGCGGUAUAUUCAAGCGCCUUCUGGGCCUAGAAUUCAGUUCCAAUCCGCCGGUCAACAUGCUUCGGCCGAGUCUGUCGCCCGGCGCCUGCUUUGGAUACCGUGGGGUUCGUGCCAUUGCGAUCAUCCAUCUGGCCAAGGAAAUCAUCGUUGACACGAUUACCCUGAGCCACCCGCCCAAGGAUAUGAUGCCCAAUCUGUGUGAAAACGCACCGAAAGAUUUCAAGGUUAUCGGCAUAAAACCGAAUUACAACGAGAAAGAGCCGUUGGGCCAAUUUACCUACCAUAAUCACGCCAACAGACGCACUGAAAUCUACCGUAUAGACAACAAAAGUACUUUCCGUAGACUGGUCCUCGAAUUCUACUCGAAUCAUGGCGGACAGUUCACCUGCAUUUAUCGAGUGGAGGUCUAUGGAAGCUUGCCUGCCCCUGACCCACAGGGCAAUGAGCGCGGACGAGGCAAGGAUCACGGAAAAGGAGAUCUCCACGCAGAAGGAGACGACAAUGGGCAAGGAGGUGAAGUCAGCGGACAAUCAGAUUUGAGCGUACCAGAGGCUGUUCGUGGACCAGUAGAUAGCCGCGGAACAGAAGACAGCAGCGGACCUUUAUACACCAGCACACCACGAGAUAGCAGCAGGCCAGAAGAUGUCAGUGGAGGCGAUCUCCGUCGGGGAGAUGAUGUCCGCGGACAAAAGGAAGUCUGCGGACGAGAUGGCGAAAUUUGCGACAAACCUGGCUGCAAACGAUGCGCCCAACGGGAUAGCAGCGGACCAGUAGAUAGCAGCGGACCAGACUCUGUUCGUGGACCAGUAGAUAGCCGCGGAACAGUAGACAGCAGCGGACCAGUGGACAGCAGCGGACCACGAGAUAGCAGCAGAUUAGGAGAUAGCAGCGCACCUGAUGAGAGCACCGGUCCAUUAUACACCAGCACACCACGAGAUAGCAGCAGGCCAGGAGAUAGCAGCAGGCCAGGAGAUAGCAGCGGACCAGAAGAUGUCAGUGGAGGCGAUGUCCGCGGACAAAACGAAGGCUGCGGACGAGAUGGCGGAAGUUGCAAAAACCCUGGCUGCAAAAACUGCCGCAGAGAACUUUAAUGUUUUUGUGAGUUCUCAUCUCCUCCUUCUCAUCGGUUUACUCUGACAAUUCUCUGACAGUACCAAUACACUCCUAACUCCAUUUUCUGAUGCAGCAGGAGCCAGUGAGAGCCCUAUAUUGUUCAUAUAAACCAAAUUUAUUUGUCUCACGCUGAGUUAAUGCGCUGGCGCAUUAUGAGAUUGAAGUUUACAAGUUUUAAUUACGUUCUGGUUAUUAUUUAAAUUUAAAUAAAACGUUUCCUUGUUUGCGUUGGUUAGUAAUCGGGAAACAUGUUCUACCCGAUAGAG